Messenger RNA from Chara braunii, 1232 nucleotides. NCBI's taxonomy places the organism in Eukaryota, Viridiplantae, Streptophyta, Charophyceae, Charales, Characeae. The record is from the annotation of a GenBank genome assembly.
GAAGAAGUCGAUCGGGUGAAAGUAGUGAUGAAAAGGAUUUGGUGGUGACGAUACGAACUCACUGAUGCGAGAAUACUUUAUACAAAUGACUGAAGAACGACGAUUUCGUGUCGAACGAGAAGCGGAGGAGGCGAGGCUGCGGAAGGAAGAAGAAGUAAGACGGGCAAAGGAGAAUAGGAGGUUGUUACGACAAGAAGAACGACUUAAGUUGGAGGAAGAGCGGGAAGCUCGUUUACUUCGAAUUAUUCGAAGCGAGAUGCAAAAAGAUAGGGAGGAAGAAAGGGAGCGUUACGAAAGGAAAGGGAAGGGAGUUACCCGGACCUCCGGGCGAAACGAGGCGAUCGAGGCCGAGAAGGAGAAGUUGCGUCGCCUGAUUGCUCCGGAGAUCCUCGAAACUCCCGAAGAAGUCGAAGACGAAGAACUACGUACCUUAAGGAGGAUGGCCGCAAAGAUGAAUUUAAUCGAGAAGAGGAAACGUGGUCCUGAUGCAUCUGUUGGGAACAGCCUACCAAUGGUAACACCGGAGAAGCGGGUUAAUACGAAGUUGACAGAAGAAUCUAAGAUGCGCAUUGAAACGUUGAAGCGGGAACUUGGAUCGGACUCAGGGACGACGAGUACACCUUCGAAGAUCGACCUAUCACUCAAGCUAAUAUCUGCAUCAUGUGGCGUCGACGGUAAAGAAAGAUUCGAGCAAGACUACCACGAUUUCUAUGACUCCUUGACGAUCGAGGAACUCAAGGAAGCAUGCCGUCGCGAGAAGGUGGUGUAUGGCAAGAGAGAUCUGGCUAUCAAGAGGCUCGUAAUUCGCAGAUCGGCGGUGGCUUACGAUCCGGCCAAUAUUCCACUGCCGUUGACUCCGAGAACGGGGACGAGGACCACCAAAAAAGUGACGAUCAAAGAAGUCAAGGAGGAUGCCACCGCAGACUUUUCUGGCUCCGAUGCAUCAUACUCAGACGAGGACUCUGACUGAGGACCCGGUCGUUGCGACGACUACCUGAGGAUCGCUGAAAGUGUGUGCGAAAGAAGACUAAGAAACAAUGGAAGAUGUAAAGAAGACGAGAGUAUCCUACGAGCUGCCAGGUCUGAUUCUUCAAGGACGUCUAAAGUGGGGUGAGAAAUUCGUGGAGAACUGGUAUGUCGAAAUUGAGAAAGGAAGUUUUGAUUUGUCCGAACCUCGUAGUUGCGUGUACCUACUGAUUUCCCCCUGGUACAAACAAACCUAUAUUGGUGUU